GCACGACCUCUAUUCCAGAGCGACAAUCGCCAUCUCACAUUCACAGCUUGAAAUAUCGAAUAGAUAUUUCAGCUUUCAAAUUUGUUUUUGCUUCUUGCAUCUUCAUAAGCAACCAAGCAUUCUCUUCAAAUUGAACCACUCAUACAACCACCACCCAACCGACCAAAUGGCUACCCCCCAGUCCACCACCUCUUACGAGGGCGCCGAAGGCGACAAGAAGCUCGAGCAGAUCACCUUCCGAUUCUGUUCUGAAUGCUCAAACAUGCUUUAUCCCAAGGAGGACGAGGAUGCUCACAAGCUUCAGUUUACCUGCCGAACUUGCCAGUACACCGAGGACGCCAAGUCUACCUGCGUCUUCCGCAACGUCCUCAACACCUCGGCCGGUGAGACCGCCGGUGUCACCCAGGAUGUUGGCUCCGAUCCAACGGUUAGUCAUCUUCCACCUGUUCUCUGUUACGGCUGUGGCGGAGUCAUCUUGUGCACCUCCUGCGGCCAGCCCGAUUGCCAAAUGGUCGUCUCCAACGAGAAAGUCAGUCAGCCCAUCACGGGCAUGUGCCAGUUCACCUUGCCAUGGGAGGAUCCUUUCGCCGACUACGACGAGGAGAUGAUGGACGAGGACUACGAUGACACCAAGACCGAGUCUGAUGACUUCCUCUCCGACGCCAGCGAAGAAUUUCUAGAAGAGAUCUCGAUGAACUGUGAUUCAUCCAUGAAAUGUGAAUCAUGAGCAUCUCCAACAACCAUCCUGUAUCACGACGAUUAUGUAACUGACGACACGACACGACUGGCACGACUAUAUUAUUCUAUCUUGGGCUGACUGGCACAUGCUCUGGGCUUCUGGCAUCAUUAUUCGGCGGCGAGCAGUUGGCGGCCGACCGUUCACAUGACAAAGUAUAAGUUGGAAACAGCAGUUGGAGCACCGGGUGUCUCGCGUCUUCUUUGGAACCCGCUUGUCAUCGCUUAAAGACUGCUGGCUGACUUUAUUUCUUUUUUUUGCGCGCUGCAGCUCCCGCGAUCUACAAAGACCUGCCCUAGUUGCCAGCACACCGAAGCUGUGUUUUUCCAGUCUCAGCAGCGAAGCGCUGAAACCGGCAUG
Messenger RNA from Fusarium redolens, 1096 nucleotides. RefSeq lists its product as uncharacterized. Gene Ontology annotation, molecular function: DNA-directed RNA polymerase activity. The transcript has a single exon. The coding region runs from base 167 to 727 and encodes 186 amino acids. Gene Ontology annotation, biological process: maintenance of transcriptional fidelity during transcription elongation by RNA polymerase II; transcription-coupled nucleotide-excision repair; transcription initiation at RNA polymerase II promoter. Lineage: Eukaryota; Fungi; Ascomycota; Sordariomycetes; Hypocreales; Nectriaceae. Gene Ontology annotation, cellular component: RNA polymerase II, core complex. The record is from RefSeq and is a predicted model, not a curated record.